AAAUGUGUACUUGUUUAAUCGUAUGCUUGUAGGUUAUGCCGGGUGAAACGCGUAUAAUUCAGUAAAUUAAUCAUCUUAUAUAUGAUUGUAUAUUAAUAAUAGUGAUAAAAAAUAUAGUGACACGUUUAAUGAACAAAUGUGUACAUCGUGAGUUGCGAGUGUGCACAUACAUCAAGUAUAACAUAAUUUUAAGUUAGGUUAGGUUACAUUCCAUGAAAUAUUAUUUCUUUAAAUAUUGAAAACCAAAUUUUAAAUCAUCAAAAUGGACACGGAUUUAUACGAUGAGUUUGGAAAUUAUAUUGGUCCUGAUCUGGCGUCGGAGAGCGAGGAUGAAAAUGAAUAUAGCAAUGUUGGCGAUGACACCGAGGAUAGAGAACGAUCGGAUGAAGAAAUGGAAGAAGACAAGGAUGAGUCACGAGAGCAAGUGGACCAAGGCUCUUCUAUGGCGGUUGUAUUGCACGAAGAUAAGCGAUAUUAUCCCAGUGCCCUAGAGGUGUAUGGACCUGAGGUAGAAACGCUUGUGCAAGAAGAAGAUGCCCAACCGUUAGAUAAACCACUAAUAGCACCUACUAGAAAAGCAAAGUUUCAAAUAAAACAGCAACAGUUGCCUGAAACGACGUAUAGCAUUGAAUUUUUAGCAGAUAUGAUGGAUGCGCCGCAUCUUAUUAGAAAUGUAGUUUUGCUGGGACAUCUUCAUCAUGGCAAAACUACCUUAGUCGAUUGCUUGGUACAACAAACGCAUCCUUAUAUACACAGCACAACCGAUGAGAAACCAUUGAGAUACACAGAUACAUUAUUUACCGAGCAACAAAGAGGCGUCUCCACGAAAGCUACUCCCGUUACUCUCUUGCUGCAAGAUGUUAAAUCUAAAUCAUAUCUUUUAAAUAUAUUUGAUACACCGGGCCACGUGAAUUUCUCUGACGAAGCGACAGCUGCGAUCCGAUUGUCGGACGGCGCGAUAUUGAUCGUUGACGCGGCGGAGGGCGUGAUGCUGAACACCGAACGUCUGCUGAAGCACGCGAUUCAGGAAAAACUCGCUUUGACAGUUUGCAUAAAUAAGAUUGAUCGUUUGGUAUUGGAGUUGAAACUACCACCCUUGGACGCUUACUACAAAUUACGACAUAUUAUUGAGGAGAUCAACGGGCUAAUAGCAUUGUACUCUUCGGAUACCGAGAACCCUGGCUUUGUUUCGCCUGCCGUAGGAAAUGUUUGUUUCGCUAGUUCCGAAUAUAAUGUGUGCUUCACUUUGAAAUCAUUUGCCGCGCUCUACACUAGGAACUAUCCUGGACUUAAUGCCAACGAAUUCGCCAAACGACUCUGGGGUGAUAUUUAUUUCAACCCUAAAACACGGAAGUUUACUAAGAAACCGCCGCAUAAUACUGCGCAGCGAAGUUUUAUUGAAUUUAUCCUGGAACCUCUGUAUAAGAUAUUCGCGCAAGUCGUCGGUGAUGUAGACACAACAUUACCCGAUGUUUUGGACGAACUCGGAAUACGAUUGACAUCCGAGGAGAUGAAAAUGAAUAUACGACCAUUGCUGAGACUUGUCUGCACGAGAUUCUUAGGAGAUAUGUGCGGAUUAGUGGAUAUGUGUGUCACUCAUGUACCAAGCCCGCAAGCACACGCACCUACUAAAGUACAGCACGUCUAUACUGGCCCGAUGGAUUCGCCUCUCACGCAAGACAUGGUUAACUGCGAUCCCGACGGAAGACUAAUGAUCCAUAGUACAAAGAUGUAUCCAACCGAGGAUUGUACCCUAUUUGUAGUUCUUGGCAGAGUAAUGUCCGGUACAUUGGAAGCAGGACAACGCGUUCGCGUAUUAGGUGAAGCGUAUUCACGCACAGACGAGGAGGACUCGCGCGUUCUUACAGUGGGCAGAUUGUGGAUCAGCGAGGCGCGUUACUCGAUAGAGUUGAGUCGCGUGCCUGCGGGCAACUGGGUCCUCAUAGAAGGUAUCGAUCGGCCGAUCGUAAAGACUAGCACCAUCACGGAUCUAAACAACUCGGAAGAAUUGCACAUCUUUCGGCCACUCAAGUUUAAUACGCAGAGUGUUAUCAAAAUUGCCGUCGAACCGGUCAAUCCAUCCGAGUUGCCGAAGAUGUUGGAUGGUUUGCGAAAGGUAAACAAGAGCUAUCCGCUACUGGGUACGCGAGUGGAAGAAAGCGGCGAGCAUGUCGUGCUGGGAACCGGUGAACUUUAUCUCGACUGCGCGAUGCAUGAUCUGCGUCGCAUGUAUUCCGAGAUCGACAUAAAGGUGGCCGAUCCGGUGGUCGCCUUCGCGGAAACUGUCGUGGAGACCAGUUCCCUCAAAUGCUUUGCUGAAACGCCAAAUAAACGGAACAAAUUGACGAUGAUAGCAGAACCGCUUGAGAGGGGUCUCGCUGAAGACAUAGAAGCCGAACAUGUCCGUAUUACUUGGAACAAAAAGAGACUUGGAGAGUUUUUCCAAACAAAAUAUGAUUGGGAUUUAUUAGCAGCGCGAAGUAUAUGGGCAUUCGGUCCCGACUCUACGGGACCCAACAUUUUAGUGGACGACACUCUGCCUUCCGAAGUAGAUAAAACAUUGUUGAACAGCGCCCGUGAUGCUAUCAUCCAAGGCUUCCAAUGGGGAACACGCGAAGGUCCGUUAUGUGAAGAGCCGAUCCGGAAUGUCAAGUUCAAAAUUCUUGAUGCAGUCAUCGCACAGGAGCCGUUGCAUAGAGGAGGUGGUCAAAUCAUCCCUACUGCUCGACGUGUCGCGUAUUCCGCUUUCCUCAUGGCGACUCCGCGACUGAUGGAGCCGUAUCUGUUUGUCGAAGUACAAGCGCCCGCGGACUGCGUGUCCGCCGUUUACACCGUUCUGGCGAAAAGGCGAGGUCACGUGACGCAGGAUGCCCCAGUUCCGGGCAGUCCGUUGUAUACGAUCAAGGCCUUCAUACCAGCGAUCGACAGUUUCGGCUUCGAGACAGAUCUACGAACGCACACCCAAGGUCAAGCGUUUUGCCUGUCCGUUUUUCAUCAUUGGCAGAUCGUGCCCGGAGAUCCCCUGGACAAAAGCAUCACCAUCAGGCCGUUGGAACCGCAGCCAGCCACCCAUCUGGCCAGAGAGUUCAUGCUGAAAACGCGAAGACGCAAGGGACUGUCCGAGGACGUGUCCAUCAACAAGUUCUUCGAUGAUCCUAUGCUGCUCGAGUUGGCCCGGCAGGAUGUGCUACUAAAUUAUCCCCUCUAAUUUAAUAAAUAUAUAUAUCACAUACAAAGUAACGUGUAAGAUACAUUAUCGAGCAUUAAAGUUUCACGUCUCGCAUGAA
Temnothorax curvispinosus is the source of this 3287-nucleotide messenger RNA. RefSeq names its product 116 kDa U5 small nuclear ribonucleoprotein component. The record is from RefSeq and is a predicted model, not a curated record. The coding region runs from base 263 to 3208 and encodes 981 amino acids. Gene Ontology annotation, molecular function: U5 snRNA binding; GTPase activity; GTP binding. Lineage: Eukaryota; Metazoa; Arthropoda; Insecta; Hymenoptera; Formicidae. The transcript is spliced from 8 exons. Gene Ontology annotation, biological process: mRNA splicing, via spliceosome. Gene Ontology annotation, cellular component: U4/U6 x U5 tri-snRNP complex; U2-type catalytic step 2 spliceosome; cytosol.